Molecule: messenger RNA, 6126 nt
Organism: Bursaphelenchus xylophilus (pine wood nematode)
Lineage: Eukaryota; Metazoa; Nematoda; Chromadorea; Rhabditida; Aphelenchoididae
Source: the annotation of a GenBank genome assembly
AUGCAUCGGACCGGAGAAGUUUCUACUCCAACUGUAAGUUUAACUUUAUUAUUUCUUUUAUAAGUUUAGGUGUAACAACGUAACCUUUGUUUUGUUGUAAACCUUUUAAUUGUUUAAUUUGGCUGAAUAUGCUUGGCCAAGCUUUUGUGAAUCGAUUUGGCUGGCUUCGCAGUACCUAAUUUCGAUUUUAGUCGGCGUUCCAGAUGAAGAAGGUCCAGUGGGUGGAUCGACUCGGUUCUGAGCCAAAUAUCCCCGGCUCGAUUCAUAUUACAUCGUCACAUACCGUUUUCCGAAGUGAUGGCGGCGGAAAAGAGAUUUGGGUAAGUAAUUUCUCUUAAUUCAGUUCGUUUUUAGGCAGUAAAAUAACAAGCCAAACUUCAAAUUUUGGAAAGCUAUUAUGUAGUCGUUUCAGAUACUAAAUGCAUUGAUUCAAUCCAUCGAAAAGAGUGCACUGACACCAAAUGGGACGAUGUUGACGAUAAAGUGCAAGCAUUUCCUUUCGUUAACGCUUCUAAUAGCUAAGGAGAGGGACACUCAGGAGAUCUACGAAUGCUUAAUGGCUUCUGCAAGAUUGUGCAAGUUUUUAAAGUAUUUUUAUCUUGUUUUAGGUGACUUCUGACACCUCGGACAGAUUGGUCCGUAUUUGGACGUUUGGUAUCUAAAAAAAAUUUAAUUUUUUUUUCGAGAUCAGUGGACUUAUUGCUCUUCCUUUUCAGACAACAUCAGUGGAGCGUUCGCCUUUAUUCAUCGUGAAAAAGACAAGGAUUCUGGAGCAGAUGCGGAUUGGAACCGAUUGAAUUGGGAAGACGAGUUCCAACGACAAGAGUUGAAUGAGAAUUGGAAACUAUCGGAUUUCAAUAGGAAUUACGUGUACUCAGACACAUAUCCAGAGAAGUUGUGGUUCCCGGCCAACGCGUCGACUCAAGUUUUGAUUGGAAGCGCAUCUUUUAGAUCAAGAGGAAGAUUGCCUGCUUUGACCUACUUUUACAAGCCCACUGGUGCUGUCAUUUGUCGGUGAGUCGAUUUCGGACAUUGUGAGAAGAUUUUUUGUCGAAAAUGAUAAUGGGUGACAUGUUAUACGACGGAACAUUUUUUGGGGUAAAAUUGUCGAGGAAACGUUUGGUCGUAUAAAAAGCCCAUUGUUGUAAAAUACAUGCUUAAACACUUGGAAUUUCAGUUGUGCCCAGCCCCUCUCUGGAUUCUCCGCGCGAUGCGUUGAAGAUGAAAAUUUAAUGGAGCAGAUCCGAAAUGCCAAUCCAAGCUCGUCAGCCCCGGUUUAUGUGGUCGACACUCGACCGCGAAUCAACGCCAUGGCCAACAAAGUUCAGGGAAAAGGUUAUGAAGACGCCAGGAACUAUCAGAACAUGCAAUUUCACUUCUUCGACAUCGAAAAUAUCCAUGUAAUGAGGCAAUCUCAACAAAAACUACUCGAUGCAUGCCAAAAACAACUGUCAGUUACAGAGUACUUGAAGGCGGUGGAUUCUUCGGGAUGGUUGAAGCAUUUGAAGGCGCUGUUUGAUUGUGGGAAAUUCAUUGCGGACAGUUUGGUUAUUGGUAAGGGGGGCUUGAAAAAAACGGGUAGUUUAACAUAAAGAUAGAAGAAGGGAAUAAGUAUUACAAUAUGUACGGAUACCUUGCCUCAUAAGGGUUCAGGUCUUAUACUGGUUUUUGCAUUGGUGACAUUUUAUACGAUUAAAAUUGUCCGGUAGCCUUUCGGACAGAUUUGAUCGUAUAAGAUGUCAUCAGUUGGUAAAAUAGAUGAUAUAGUGUCUGUAAUGCUAUUUGGAUAUUUUGAGAGCAGUUUUUGUAAAAUACGGUUAUUUCUUUUUCUAGAUUGUUACUUUCCUCAUGUUUUAGGUAAUUCUUGUGUUGUCCAUUGCUCUGACGGAUGGGAUCGAACCUCCCAAACGGUAUCAAUAGCCCAGUUAUUACUCGAUCCAUUUUAUCAGACUAUCAAAGGCUUUCAAACGUUGAUUGACAAAGAUUGGCUUGGAUUUGGCUUCAAAUUUGACGACCGAUGCGGUCAUAUUACGACUGGGAAUGAUGAAAGUGCAAAGGAGGUACGCACAACAUUCCGAGGUUUUUUGCCGCCACCGAUCGGUGCCGAUUUUCGCUCAAAAUGACAACAGGGCUGCGCGCCUCCGCUGAUAACUAGCUAGCCCAGAAAUGAAAAAGAGUAAAAAUUGAUUUCCAAAUAGAGUGAAAAAAGACCUAUCCAAUGAUAUAAAUAGGUCCUAUUGACUUUCUCCCCACAACGAUCUUUUUCGCCUACAAAAUUACAAAUUUUUUUCGUUUAUUCAUGGAUAAAUGCACUUUAUGAGUGCAUAAUUAAAAAAAAAUGGUACCACUCGAUAGCAAAUAGUCUCUUCUAUGUCAUAUCCAAAAAUAAGGGAAAUUCCGGCCCUUAGGGCACUACAAAAUCCAAAAAAAUAGCGUAUUUUACGUGUUUUUGCAUAUUUUUCGGGAUUUUUUGCACCGGAUGCACAAAAAUGAAAAAUCGGCUGUUAUAGCGUUGUAGUGCACUCUCGACUACAUAUACCUGCCAAAUUUCACAUUUUCAUCUUUACUCCACUUUGUGUUCUGAGCCGGUUUAGGUGUUAAGGCAACAUCGCUGGAUACGGCAAUGCCGGAUGCCGAUUUUAAAUUUUUUUUCUGUCUUUUCAGUCGUAUUGACUUUGAACGUCAUGUAUAUAACGUAAAUUUAAGUAAAAUCGCACAUGUGCAACGUGUUACGGGACGUCGCUGCAUCCGGAUUCCAUACCUGUUUCUAGCCAAAUAAACGUCGGAGCAUAUUCUGGCAGGUCUGCUGUCACCUAAAUGCUAGUCCUGAAACAAAAAUUCCCUUAUUUUCGUCUUGUUGAACUCAAACACGUUGGUGUCAUUACGUCAAUUUAUGAAAGGGCAUUUUGUCAUCUGGAGCAAAAAUCAGUAUAUAAUAUUGAUAUGAACGCAAUAUGUCUCAAAAAUGAAAAAAAAAAUUUAAAAUCGGCAUCCGGCAUUGCCGUAUCCAGCGAUGUUGCCUUAACACCUAAACCGGCUCAGAACACAAAGUGAAGUAAAGAUGAAAAUGUGAAAUUUGGCAGGUAUAUGUAGUCGAGAGUGCACUACAACGCUAUAACAGCCGAUUUUUCAUUUUUGUGCAUCCGGUGCAAAAAAUCCCGAAAAAUAUGCAAAAACACGUAAAAUACGCUAUUUUUUUGGAUUUUGUAGUGCCCUAAGGGCCGGAAUUUCCCUUAUUUUUGGAUAUGACAUAGAAGAGGCUAUUUGCUAUCGAGUGGUACCAUUUUUUUUUAAUUAUGCACUCAUAAAGUGCAUUUAUCCAUGAAUAAACGAAAAAAAUUUGUAAUUUUGUAGGCGAAAAAGAUCGUUGUGGGGAGAAAGUCAAUAGGACCUAUUUACAGGGUGACCCAAAAAAACGAUCAUCAAGACUUUUCGUAAUAAAAAGUUUGUUUUUCGGUACAAGCGCAAAUUUAUGAAUUCAAACGAUAAACAACAAACCUGGUGAUCAAGUACUAAGCUAGUUUCUUUCGCAGCAGCACUUGGCGGCGAUAUAGAGCGCCAAACGUAACUUAAAAUUUUGGGCUCGGGGCCGCAGCUUUUUUCGGGGAAAUCGUUCCCGUUCUCAGCGCAGCGAUCACUCAGUGACUCCAAACUUUUGUGACGUGUAGUACAGGUACUGCCCUCCAAUUGAAAAAAAUUUAUAGUUCAUCGGUCUCAGAUCCGGCGAGCAGGCGCACUUUUCGCAGACUGGGUCAAAUCGGAAAAAUCGGUCCCAAUACUGGUCUUGAACCGCUUUUGCCUUGUGAGCCAGCGCUGAGUCUAGUUGAAACGCCAAAUUUGCAUCGCCAAGGUUCUUCUAAGUCAACGGAAGCACGACGAGAUGGAGAUUAACGCAGAGCUAGAAUUUUGCCCCCUUGAUCCACUAAAAGCAUGGAUUUCUUGCCGCUGGCACAAAUUCCGCCACAGAGGGUAACGGUCCGCAUUUUUUCGGGUUUUGACGUUAGCUAAUGUGCUCGGGGUCUCAUUGGACCAGAUCCUGUCGUUCUGGUGGUCGUGCAUCCGUUAAACAUUGAACCACGAAAGGAAUGCGCUCACACCUCUGAGCUGCGGCCCGACCCUUAAGUUUCAGGCAUCUCUGGCGCUCUACGCGCUUGUUGCCGCCCUUGAGGGGUUGACCUUUUUGCGGCUUGUACAGUACGGGGUUGAGCUUAUCUUUGGCUAUUCGGUAGACGAAUCGAUCGCUGAUACCGUUCUUGCGGGCGAUUUUUUCUCGAAAUUCGCGGAUUUUGUUGUUAAUGAUGCCGCGUCUCGCAGAAGUGUUUGCGGUGCGUUUUCUUUCACUUCCUGGACGCUGACUACUGUUGCCGAGCUACUUGUAUCUUGUGAUUGCUUUCGACACAGCGUCCUUUCCACAUCUAGCAAAUUAACAAGUUUCCUUUUGUCGAAACGGUCCCAAAAUCGCAGUCCCUUUCUUUUGACAUUUAAAAAAACAUGUUAAUCAAUCGAUAUGGACAUGAAAAGGGAAGUACUAGGACAAAAAAACACGGAGAAUUUAAUAGUGUAAUAAUUAUUUCCCUGCAUCUAAAAAUUUUCGCGUUAGGACACAAACAAAUUUGAUGAUCGUUUUUUUGGGUCACCCUGUAUAUCAUUGGAUAGGUCUUUUUUCACUCUAUUUGGAAAUCAAUUUUUACUCUUUUUCAUUUCUGGGCUAGCUAGUUAUCAGCGGAGGCGCGCAGCCCUGUUGUCAUUUUGAGCGAAAAUCGGCACCGAUCGGUGGCGGCAAAAAACCUCGGAAUGCUGUGGUACGGUGAUUAAGCUUUUGCAAGUAGAAUUUUCAGAUCUCCCCGAUUUUCACCCAAUUUAUUGAUGUUGUUUAUCAAAUUAUGCGUGUGGAACCUCAUGUAUUUGAAUUCAAUGAAAGGUUUUUGUUCGAAAUUAGCGAACACUCGUAUUCUUGUCAGUUUGGGACAUUCUUGGGCAAUUGUGACAAAGAUCGGACGGUAAAUUUUUAAUAUUUUUGAGAAAUUUUUAUUAUUCAUGAUGAUGAUUACUGGAUUUUAGGAUUUACGAGUCUAUCAGAGGACAAAAUCUUUGUGGAAACAUAUGGAAAGCAACCUGAACACUUAUAGCAAUCCUUUUUAUAAGGUAAAAUUUAAUUUUUCAAGGGUGUUUUUUUUGGUAAAAUACGAUUUUUUUCUUAAAAUUUUUAGCCAAAUUCCUUGGACAUUAACCGAAUUGAACUCCCAUAUUCUGCAAUUGUGGUAUGGAGCGCUCUGUAUAAUCGCUUCGACACUGGAAUUCAGCCCAGAGAAUAUCUGGCGGACUUGGGAUCGGCGAUAAAAGAACACAAUGUUCUGAUGGAAAGGAUGCUCAAAGGAGAUGGCGAUGUAGGUUUUGGCUAUUUUUCAAAAAGUUGGAAUUUUAUUUUUUUGGUACUACUCCUUCCGGAAAGUCGCCGGGCUGAUUUUUGGUGCUUGCACUGUGCGAAAAAGUCGGGGUGCAAGCGACAGCUCAAAAAAGUGCAAAAAUGAAGAAGCUGCACAGUGCAAAGAAAAUUUUUGUUUUUUCGCACGUCGUCAAUUUCAGUCGGGCGACUUUCCGGAAGGAUCAAUAAACGCACAGUGCAAUGGAAAAAAAUUAAUUGAAAUUUUUUCUUGCGCACGGUGCUGAAUUUUUUUUAUUGUUUUUUUGCACAGUGCGAAUGAAAGAGAAAAAAGUGCACUGUGCUGACGGAGAAAUAAAAAAAAAAAAAAAAAAAAAAAAAAAAAAUUAUAUAAGUUUCCAACUGCUCGUUGGAAAACUUUGCAUAUUUUUUAUCGCACAGCGCGAAGAAAAAAUUCUUUGUGAAUGCACGGUGCGAUCAAAGUUUUUAUAAAAAAAUAUAAAAUCUUUUCCAAAUCGAAUUUUCAAAAAAUGUAAAAUUUUUAGCUACCCCCAAAAGUCGCUCUCCAAUGGCAACCCCUUCUAAAUUGUGAAGAAUGCGCUUCCGCUGUUUGUCGUCGAGAAUUUGUCUCCAGAUUCGAUCGACGUCAACACUGCGCCUCUUGUGGAUUCGUAUUUUGCUCGCGGUGCAUUCGCCCGGCCCAGGACAGGUCGAUAAACCUGUGUAAUAGAUGCGGCGCUUAG